Electrophorus electricus (electric eel) is the source of this 1543-nucleotide messenger RNA. Lineage: Eukaryota; Metazoa; Chordata; Actinopteri; Gymnotiformes; Gymnotidae. The record is from RefSeq and is a predicted model, not a curated record.
UAUUGUUCGCAGUUGUGGUGUGACCUCGUCUCUGCGUUUCAGGACAGGAGUCAUGGCUGGAGCACAAGACGGCCAUGAAGCAGUCGUGUCCUGGUUCACCGAAUCCCAGCAGAGCUGCAUAGUAAAGAAUGGGAUAAUCCCAGAAUGGUUCCAUGGCAUCAUUUCCAGGAAAGUGACAGAAGAAAUGCUGAUGACCAAGCCACCAGGCAACUUCCUAAUCCGUGUGAGUGAAAGUAGAAUAGGAUACACACUGUCUUACAGAGCUGAGGAUCGCUGCAGACACUUUAUGAUUGCCAUACUUCCAGGUAAUCAAUAUGUGAUUGUAGGUGAAAAGCUGAAACACUGCUCUCUCCACGACCUGGUAGCUCACCACCGCAGGGCUCCACUUCUCCCCUACAACGAGGUGCUCACUGUAGCCUGUGGACAGGUGGGGCCCAUCUGCACACAAUCGACGCCCUAUGCUUCUGGGACAGAAAUCUGUCCAGACAAUCACACACAGGCUAUCCCUAAUCCCCAGGCUGACAUCCUGGAAGGCAGACGUCCCAGACUACCAAAGCAUCCCAAUAUCUCCCUUCCUCCAGUACCAAACCUGGGGCCAAAUGUAAGCAAGUUGCCGGCAACUGCACCAAGUUUGCCUGCGAGGCUUUAUCCCUGCCUGGAGACUGACCUUGGUGCUCUAACCCUGCAGGACAUGGGAUGUCCUCUGAAACCUGUGCCCAAGUCCACACCCAGACCCAUCGACACACCACUACCUGUGCCUCCCCGAAGCUUCUCACCAAAGAGUGAAGUGCUCAGCACCAGUGCAGGAGACAGACAGAAGCAAUUAGCAGCAGGAUGCCUGGAGUGGCCGCUGCCCUCGUCUGGCAUGCAGCCAGAAGACAGUCAGAAGAGCCAGGUAGAGCCAAAGUCUACCCGCAUAAGCCUGGCACAGUGCAGAAAGCUCUUUCAGAGGAAGAAGAACCACUCUGAGGAGCACACAUACACAGAAAUAAAUGACAAUGUAGUGGAAAAGGGAGCUGGUGGAGAUAGUAACCACCAAAAGCUCAGUGGGGGACUCCAUGGCAUUGCCCCCCACGCUGGCAAAGAACUGUCUGCCCAGGCUGUUGUUAAUUCUGGUUCUGCCACUGGGAUGCUGCCAGAAGAAUACUUCAACCCGCCUCCAUUUGCCCCUCAUUACUGAAUGAAGUACGUGGGCUGAAUGUCAUAUGAUGAUUUACACAUAGAUAUUUCAUGUAUGAUUUUCAGUUGUUGUUUUUUUGCUGUGCUAAUAUUAUACAAUGUAUGCAUAGCAUAAUGUAUGUCAGUUGGCCAUAUGAGCAUUGUUAGUAUGCAGGCUACUUUACCUUGUGUAGUGCUUGCCUGCACCAACAAUCUCUCAGCAGUUCCACAUCUUUGCCAGGAGUGACCCAAGAGUACUCUGGGCUCUUUUACUGCUGUCAAACAACAUUAUUGGCAACUUUAUAAGAUAAUACAACAUGGGAAAAAUUCAUAACUAGGUGUAGCUGAGUAAUGGGCAACCAACAGAAUCAACAGUCACGACAUG